UUUUUCGACAAUGUUGAAGGAGUGUCGGACUUGAAACUCCUCGAAAUGUACCGUAAAGCUGUGCAAAUAUCAGUUCGUGACAGGAACGGAACAUUGAGAUCACCACGUAACAUCAAUGGAAUAUCACCAUUUGAACUGCAUAUGACUGGUGUAGUGUAUGUUACUUAUUAUCAAACAAAAGAGCAUGAAAUUUCGGAGAAUGUGGAUGGCUUGAAGCGCUUCUGUGCAGUCCCGUAUCACUGGGGCAAUUCAUGCGGUUCUUUCACUUAUGCAUAUACAGAAAAAAUUUCAAAAGCAAUUUCUCACGUGGGUAUGCCACGUAUUAGUUAUAAAGAUCCACAACUUUUAAUAUCCAGUAUGUUUGCCGUUGCACAUAUCAAUUCACAACUUCACAAGCGAUCUUCAUCUAGCAACUUUGAUGCCAAGAAGUGA
Molecule: messenger RNA, 432 nt
Organism: Thelazia callipaeda (thelaziosis nematode)
Lineage: Eukaryota; Metazoa; Nematoda; Chromadorea; Rhabditida; Thelaziidae
Source: the annotation of a GenBank genome assembly